CUGUCCGGUUUCCACAUCACAGUGAUUACACACGCAGCUAACCUCUUCUAGUCGGGAAAGUUUUUGAUAAACAGCAGCCAUGGCACCCCCUAAUACAAUCCAAGAGUUGAAAGACAUUGCUAACAAAUUGAGGAUUGACAGCAUUCGCGCAACUUCUGCGUCGAAGAGUGGGCAUCCGACAUCAUGUUGUUCCGCAGCAGAGAUCAUGUCCGUUCUGUUCUUCGACGUCAUGCGCUACAAGGUGAAGGAACCACGUGAUCCCUCCAGUGACCGAUUCGUCAUGUCCAAGGGUCACGCCGCUCCCAUCCUGUACGCGGCGUGGGCCGAGGCCGGACUCUUUCCGCCUUCCGAACUGCUGAAUCUCCGCAAGAUCGACUGCGACCUGGAGGGACACCCGACGCCGACGCUGCCGUUCGUUGACGUGGCGACCGGCUCGCUGGGACAGGGGCUGAGCUGCGCUGCCGGCAUGGCAUACACGGGCAAGCACUUCGACAAGGCGAGCUACCGCGUCUACUGCCUCAUGUGCUGCGUGGAGAAUGAGGAGGACUGGCAUGGCAAGCCCCUCGGCAACAAGACGGACGAAGCCAUCGCCGCCAUCGAGGCGCGCAUCGUCAACAAGGGCGCCAACGCCAUUGUUCCGCAGCCUCCGCCCGUCGACGACGCCGCACCGAUCGACCCCGACGCCAAGAUCAUGCUCUCGCAGCCGCCCAACUACGAACUCGGACAGCUGGUUGCGACGAGGGAGGCGUACGGCAUAGGCCUGGUGAAGCUGGGCAAGGGCAACAGCAGAGUGAUCGCGCUCGACGGGGACGUGAAGAACUCCACCUUCUCCAUCAAGUUCCGUAAUCAGAUGGGGGAGCGUUUCAUCGAGUGCUACAUUGCUGAGCAGAACCUCGUUGGCGUGGCGAUCGGCUGCGGAACGCGCGGGCGCACGGUGCCCUACGUCAGCACGUUCGCAGCGUUCUUCGCGCGAGCCUACGACCAGAUCCGCAUGGGCGCCAUCUCGCAGACAAACGUCAACUUCUGCGGCUCGCACGUCGGAUGCUCGAUCGGCGAGGACGGGCCGUCGCAGAUGGCGCUGGAGGACAUGGCGAUGUUUCGCGCGAUCCCCGGCGCCACCGUCUUUUAUCCGUCGGACGGCGUGUCUACGGAGCGCGCGGUGGAGCUGAGCGCAAACCUGCGCGGCGUCUGCUUCAUCCGCUCCAGCCGCCCAGCCAACCCCGUCAUCUACUCGAACAACGAGACGUUCAAGCCCGGCCAGGCGAAGGUUGUGCGUAAGUCUGACUCGGACGCGGUGACGGUGAUCGGUGCAGGUGUGACGCUUCACGAGGCGAUGAAGGCCGCCGACACGCUCGCCGCCCGCGGCAUCAACAUCCGAAUCGUCGACCCGUUCACCGUCAAGCCGCUAGAUGCCGCCACCAUCCUCGCGUGCGCUCGCGAGACUGGCGGAAAGAUCCUGACCGUCGAGGACCACUACCCGGAAGGUGGCCUCGGCGAGGCGGUGUGUUCGGCGAUGUCGGACGAGAUGGACGUGCGCGUUCGCAAGCUGUGCGUGCCUCGCAUCCCGCGCAGCGGCCCGCCCGCCGUCCUCCUCGACAUGUUCGGAAUCAGCGCCAAGUGCAUCGUCACCGCCGUCGACAACUUCAAGUAGGCGGCGCCCCCGAGUGGCGGGAUUUUGCGGGGGCGGACAGACGGAGGGGGGCGUUCGCCCGCCUCGCGCACGGGUUUUGUCGCGCCUUGGGGGCGCGGCGUUUGCUUGUUUUGUUGAUCGAAUGCGCGGUGCGUCGACCGGCGCGUGCGUCGUUCGCUUGUUUUGUUGACGUUCGGCAGCGGCGUGCGCGCGGCGGGUCUCAUGGUCGGGUGCCUCCCCCUGGAGUUGCGAGCGGGUACUAACGAGUGGGUGGGAGCGAACGACUGUUUAACGCGACGUAGUGGCGGCGGCGGUGGCGGUGUAGUGCGGGCGGCACUAUUCUUACAUUCCAGUACUGGCGUGCGGCGUGGCACGACUAGCAGGCAGCAGAUCUCAGGCCGUCGCCGUCGCUCUGACUCGUCCAAUAGCAGCAUAGGCUGGGGACUAGUGAUUGUUUGGCUCUGUUUAGACCAAUAUCAGCAUAGGCUGGGGGACUAGUUACUGUUUAGCCCUGUUUGGACCAAUAGCAGCAUAGGAUGGGGGACUAGUUACUGUUUAGCCCUGUUUGGACCAAUAGCAGCAUAGGAUGGAGGACUAGUUACUGUUUAGCCCUGUUUGGACCAAUAGCAGAGGCUGAGCCACGGCUAGUUGACUAGUCGAUCUUCGAUGUUGCUUGAUUCGGCAGCGGAGUAUGAGUGACUAGUUCCUGCUUGUUUAUGUUUAAGAGCAAUAUCAGCUGUAGUCUGGGUGACUACACAUCAGUCGUUCACUUCCACCUGUAUGCUGUGGACGAGGUAGAUGUGUCAGCGGUAGUAUGUGGUGCCCUCUGGUGUUGGCAGUAGGAUGCGGUGGUGCCCUCUGGUGUUGAUUGUUAACUGUUCAUCUUAUUCCAUUGCUGUAGCGUAAUAGUAUAUUAAAGUCACGUUUAACGUUGAGGGAGCAUUGUGGAUUGCUAUCGUUAAGUGGCAUGUGAUACAGAAAUUUAUUUGAACCGAUAGAUGUUAAUUGACAGAUAUUCCUUUCUUUUUUGUCGUUAGCCGGUGUUGUACGAGCGGCAGCCGAAAGCAUUGCGUAUGUACGAGAGAAAAUAUUAUGUUAAAUGCAUGUACGUUCUGUAUGCGGCAGCGUAGGUGUUUAAUACCGGUGAUUGAUUGUUUUGUUCUAUUAUUGAUUAUGGUCGUCUGGGAAAAAAGGUUGGCAGCAAAUCAUGAUGUUUUUCAUUGGUUCUAGGAGCCUGGCACGCUAUAGAAUCUAGAUUGUGUUGGUGUUUGCAGAUUCCGUAGUUGCCUGCGUUGUAAUGCGAUAGUGACGAUUGCAAAGCUUAAUAAAGUCAUGCACAUCUGACA
Molecule: messenger RNA, 2976 nt
Organism: Priapulus caudatus
Lineage: Eukaryota; Metazoa; Priapulida; Priapulimorpha; Priapulimorphida; Priapulidae
Product: transketolase-like
Exons: 11
Coding region: 80-1651 (523 amino acids)
Molecular function (GO): thiamine pyrophosphate binding; transketolase activity
Source: RefSeq, a predicted model, not a curated record